Molecule: messenger RNA, 3608 nt
Organism: Manis javanica (Malayan pangolin)
Lineage: Eukaryota; Metazoa; Chordata; Mammalia; Pholidota; Manidae
Source: RefSeq, a predicted model, not a curated record
CCCUGGUCGCCAGCACCUGGCACACGCCCCCUCCUUUGGCCAGCCUUCCUAGCAGGACCACUGGGCAAGGCGCUGCCGUCCUCACCUCCCCAGGUGUCCCAUCUGCUCCCGGCCGAAGGACUGCACGCAGGAUCCCACCAAGCCGGCAGCUACUUGGCUCGCUCAAGAACCCCCCAAUCCCGAAUGGGCCUCCUACACCCUGGGAGUGUUUAUCUGCCUGAGCUGCUCUGGAGUCCAUCGGAACAUCCCCCAGGUCAGCAAGGUCAAGUCAGUCCGCCUGGACACCUGGGAGGAGGCCCAAGUGGAGGAUGUCGUCUCCAGCUCAGCCUUUUCUCUGGGGUUCCCAGCUUCCUGACCCUACUGAUCACCCACCAAUGGGCAUUCCCCACACUGGUGUGAGGUGCUAAUGUGUCCUCACACGUCUGUGUAAUACUGGAUCCGACAUCCUAUUGACUUUGCUCCACGGAGGCAGGCUUUCUGUUUACAAUAGCAUCAUGACAGGUUUCAGCAUCAGUUCAUGGCCUCCCACGGGAACAACACUGCCAGAGAUACAUACGAGUCCAAAGUCCCCCCCUUCUACUACCGGCCCACGUUUUCUGACUGUCACCUCCUGAGGGAGCAGUGGAUCCGGGCCAAGUAUGAGCGGCGGGAGUUCACCCACCCCGAGAAGCAAGAGCCCUACUCUGCAGGAUAUCGAGAGGGCUUUCUCUGGAAGCGUGGCAGGGACAACGGGCAGUUUUUAAGCCGGAAGUUUGUGCUGACGGAACGAGAGGGGGCCUUGAAGUAUUUCAACAGAAACGACGCCAAGGAGCCCAAGGCCAUCAUGAAGAUCGAGCAUCUGAACGCCACCUUCCAGCCAGCCAAAAUCGGCCACCCCCACGGCCUGCAGGUCACUUACCUGAAGGACAACAGCACCCGGAAUAUCUUUGUCUACCACGAGGACGGGAAGGAGAUGGUGGACUGGUUCAACGCCCUACGUGCUGCCCGCUUCCACUACCUGCAGGUGGCGUUCCCAGGGGCCAGCGAUGCAGACCUGGUGCCCAAGCUCUCCAGGAACUAUUUGAAGGAAGGCUACAUGGAGAAGACGGGCCCCAAGCACACGGAAGGCUUCCGGAAACGCUGGUUCACCAUGGAUGACCGGAGGCUCAUGUACUUCAAAGACCCCCUGGGGGCUGGCGACCUCGCCUGGCUCAGCCCGGCCCCUGCCCUCAGGACGCCUUCGCCCGUGGGGAAGUCUUCAUCGGCAGCAGGGAGUGCGGCUACGCUGUGCUGGACGGGCUCCCGCCAUCCACGCAGGGCCACCACUGGCCGCAUGGCAUCACGAUCGUCACGCCAGAGCGCAGGUUCCUGCUGGCAUGUGAGACUGAGUCAGAGCGGCGGGCGUGGGCAGCAGCUUUUCGGAAGGUUGUGGACAGGCCCAUGCUGCCCCAGGAAUAUGCAGUGGAAGCCCACUUCAAGCAUAAACCGUAGCAGAGCUGGACCUGGAGGCCCGAGGAACCCAGACUCAUGUGACCUGGCCAGCGAGGACACAGCGGCCAGACUGUGGAGACCCACAGCCAGAGGAGGCUGGCCACCUGGCCCCUGCCCCGAGGGGCAGCCCCAGUCGGGGGCAGCUGGGACCUGAUCCUCUGGUCCUCCCUGCUGGUUGGCCUGUCCCGAACCUAUCAUGCUGCUGCCCCCGUGUGACACACCUAGCCCCCUGCUGCCCCCUUCCUCAGGCCCCUGCUGGGCAGCCCUGCGCCUCCUCCCUAACUGCCCUACAGCACACCCAGCUGCAUAGGACUCCCAACCAGGAGGCUGGGCUAUGGGGACAGCAGCAGCCUGCAUGCCCCCUGCCCCACGUGCCCAUCACUCCCCUGCUCCCCUUUCCCUUUCUUCAACAAGUAUUUAUUGAGCAUUUGCUGUGUUGGUUGUGGGGUCCUGGAGUAGGCAUGGCACCUGCAUAGGGGAUCUGGAGGUCGGAGGCCCCCCCUCCCCACCAACCAGGACCCCCAAUGUCCUGACCUUGGGACCCUGGGGCACCUAGAUUGGGAGGGAAAUGGGAGAGGGCAGCUCACAUGACCUGCCCCAGCCUGACCCUUGGAGGAUGGAGGCCUGGGCCCAGCUCACCCCCACCGGACCCCGUGUGCUGACGCACACCCUGAGCUAUCUCCCAGGAAGUGCAACACAGAGGGAGGGAGGAGCCUGCUGGGCCGUCCUGGCAGCCCCCAGCCAGGCCAGGGUAUGUCCCUGCCCUGGUCAUGUCACAUCCUGGAAUAAAGUAGGGCUCUGGGCCCCCAGGAGAGGGGUGCCUGAGGGCCUGACUCCCACUGUCCACAUCCCCUUCCACUUGAGCACUGUGCCCACCAGCUCAGACCCACUGCACACCUGGAUUCUGGGGCUUGCAGGGCCAAGGGGCUGCAGGAGGGGCCCUGGACCUGCUGAGCCAAGGCUGCCAGGGUCACCCAGGGCCACUCCUCCAAAGACCCUGCCCCGGCGGUGCCCCACCCCAAGAGGCUGCCCUCCCUACCACAGGCCAUCCAGACAAGGAAGCUCAAGCUCUAGAGGCAGGAUGCUUCCUGGGUCAGAAGCAGACACCCCGAGGUGCCCCUGGUUCUACUGCAUUACGAGGGGCUCGCCCAUGGCCCCCUUGGACUCAUUUUCUAGGCCUUUCCUUGACCCUGGAAGUACAGGCCCUGGCUUUGCGGGUACAUGAGCCUGCACUUAUGCCUGUGUGCAUGCACAUAAUCUGUGUGUUGCAUCUAGAAACCCGACAAACAUCUUAAAAGGAAAUGGCAGAUCAACUUUACCACAGGCAGGACCUCAAACAAGGUUGGGAGCUCAUGGCCCAGGACUGGUCGUGGGCUCGCCUUGCCCGCUGUGCAAAGAGCCAUGGGGUCAGGCGGCAGCUGGCCUGCACAGGGAACCCUGAAGCCUGCUCUGCUCAAUGGACGCUGUGUUCCUAGAAACCACACAACACACCCAGGCUUGUGGGGAAGGUGGGGUCAGUGCAGGACACUCAGUAUCACCCACCCUGGAGAGGCAUGGUGGCAGGUGUCCAGUGCUAAAUGGGCCACUCACCAGAAGACCCUGACAGCCAGCCUUUGGUCUGUGGACGGAGAGCCCCAGAACGAGAAGACACAGGGUGCAAGGGCAUGUUGCAAGCACUCUGGCACAGCUCCGGUCAGCUGGCUUUUCAGUGCUGGGCACAGUCCGUGGUUUCAAAAUGAGCAUCCUGUUACCAGUGGGGAUUCCCUCCCUGCAACACCACCCUCCUGAAAACCCCCUUGGGCAGUCUGUGGGGGGCCCCACAGGAUGCUGCAGAGCUGUAGCUUGUCAGCAGGUGCACUUCUCCAAAUUUAAACAUGAUCCCUGUACGUUUCUAUCUGAAACCACGGCCGCUUGCUGCUGUCCACUCUGCCCGCCGGGGCCAUGGUCUGGACACACCUGGAAGACACUGGCCACAGCUCCCAGGACUCUGAGCAGACACCCCAGCCCACAACCAGCCCAGAAGCUGACUCAGAAAGGAAGAGCACCAUGGAGCCCAGUACAAAGGAUUUAUUUACACUGACAGUUCACACAAACAUCCUUUAUUUCCGCUUUCACAGUAAACAAAAUCGUGUACUUCA